CAAAGCAGGGGGAGACACCUUUUCAUAGUUGUGGCCUAUUCAUGAAAUAAUUUGUAUUUCUGAUUUAAAAUUACUGACUUUAAAAUCUGUCUUAAUGUUAUGGAAAAUGGAACUUAAUAUUUCAGAGCCUACUAAGUCAGCUCAUGAUUUUAUUUCGAAUAUCGAGGCUGUUGAUCAAAUAUUUAAAGACCAUGAAGAUCUAACAGAACAGGUGAGGAAGACUCUUUGUUAUGGUACAUUGCCAUCUGCUGAUCGACCGUCAUUGCCACUAACAGAAAUUGCAGUGGAGAUGUUUUCCAAAUCUGUUCGAAAAGGACUGGAAGUAUUGGACCUACAUUAUGCUGCAACUGUGUCAAGACAAGCGUGUAUUUCUCCGUGUUCAAUGAUGCUUGCAAUGGUUUACCUGGAAAGAAUUCGUCAUUGUAAUCCUGAAUAUCUUCAGAAAAUUUCUUCUUGUGACUUGUUUCUAGUUUCUAUGAUGGUUGCUUCCAAGUUCCUCUAUGAUAAUGGAGAAGAAGAUGAAGUGUUCAAUGAUGAGUGGGCAGCAUCAGCAAAUAUGGACCUAAAGGACUUAAAUAGAAUUGAAAGAGAGUUUCUAACAGCAAUUGACUGGAAUGUUUUUGUACAGCCAUCCCAAUUCUUCCAAGUUUUGAAAGGCAUUGAAACUGAGAUUGCUUCCAAAGAAAUUUUGAAAAGGGGAUGGCUGACGUACACUGAUGUUGAAGUUCUGUUAAAAACUAUUGCCAUGGAUCAGUGGUUGGCUUUGUUAAUGGAGAGGGUUGUCAAGGUGGUGGUGGUGUCCACAGUUACUUACACUGCAGCAGUCCUCACUUUGAUUGGAGCCUCUGGUCUCGUUCAAAGAUGUUGUCUUCCAUCAACUCAAUUGAUACUUCAUACUUUUGAUUCUCAAAUUAUGGAUGCCCAGGACAAUUUGGUUCUGCACACUGACUUGAAUUGGCAACCCUCUGUCUUAACUGCAGAUCUGAAUGAUUUACAAAACCAAAUCAUGCCAUCUGACAAGAUGCUUGCUACUUCAAAGGCCAGUGAUGCAAGAAAGGAUGUUUCCUCUGCUUUGUUCCCUUUUCUGUUAUGUUUUGAAGGUUUGCAGUCACUUUUGUACACUCCGUCCUCCACCUCCUCUGUGAACAGCACCAAGGAGCAUAAAGUUUUGUCUCCAUCAAGGCUCUGUCACUUUCACCAGUUGGUGUUUGCAGAAACCAAAAAAGUUGAAUUUUUGACAACUGAACAGUUGCCCUUAGACCAAGGACUAAACUACUGGACCAGUGGGAAAGAGAAGUUCUGUGGAAAGGAAAGGAUUAAAACACACUCAGGCUGGACAGCUUUUGUACCUUGGUCAUCAUGCUCCAUUCUUUCAAGUACUGCUUAAACUUUAGACUUUAUGCUUUAAUGUUUGAAGAAACAUUUUCAGCAUAAAAAUGGAUGUUUCUUAGUCAUGAUCAUGUGAUGUGACAGUGUUUUGUAAAUUAAAUAUCUGAGUCUUUUCUUUUUUGUUUAUAUAUUCCAGUGCCACAAUUCUUAUAUCAGAUAUGAAUUGAUUGUUAAAAUUUUGCACUUAGUUUUAUUUAAAGUAUAUAAUUUUUUACUGUACUGUUUACCAUAUGAUAUACACUUUAUUUAAAUGUCAGAUCUGAAAAUCAAAACAGGUUGAAACCAUGGUGAAGAAGGAUUUUUUAAAAUUUAAUUUUGUCAAUGGUGUUGUUUGGUUCUCUGAACUUAAGAUAUAUUAAAAUAAUCUUUUUCCUCUUACAGGACCUGCAGUAUACUUUAUUUUCAAGAUUUGAUUUGUAUGACAUUGUCUAACUUAUUUCCCUUUUACUGGACUUGUAUCUGCUUUAUUUU
Molecule: messenger RNA, 1860 nt
Organism: Limulus polyphemus (Atlantic horseshoe crab)
Lineage: Eukaryota; Metazoa; Arthropoda; Merostomata; Xiphosura; Limulidae
Product: protein CNPPD1-like
Exons: 8
Coding region: 95-1387 (430 amino acids)
Biological process (GO): regulation of cyclin-dependent protein serine/threonine kinase activity
Cellular component (GO): nucleus; cyclin-dependent protein kinase holoenzyme complex
Molecular function (GO): cyclin-dependent protein serine/threonine kinase regulator activity; protein kinase binding
Source: RefSeq, a predicted model, not a curated record